AUGCGUGCGAAGCCCUCCGGCGCUUCCCUCGACUCCUUGGCAGGCCCGCCUGGAGUCGAUGUCAUCAUCAACUCCGUUGACGCCUAUCGGAUUCGUCUUGCUGUCUCAGGCACCUCCUGCGAUAAAUACCCAGGUACGUCUCACCUCCUUUUCGCCCAGGUUCAGGGGCAUUCCGCAAGGUCAACCAACUAUCGCGACUCCUUUGGCGCCCUCCAGCAAUCCGCCUUUCCUGCCAAACAACAUGCCCGCAAAGUUGCCCGCAAACUCGGAAUUUCCCACGGCUUGAUAUUUCUCGCCGGUCAGCCCACAAUCAACUGGCGCGACUCGGACCAAUCACGCCCGUUCCGACAACGUCGAUAUUUCUACUACCUUAGUGGCGUGGAUGAGCCUGACUGCACUCUCACGUACGAUGUUGGAUUUGAUACCUUGACCCUGUAUGUGCCGGAUUUCGACCUUCAUCAAGCGAUCUGGAUGGGCCCAACUUUAUCGCGUGAGGAUGCGCAGGAUCGCUAUGAUGUCGAUCGAGUUCUAUAUCAGUCAUCUCUCAGGGCAGAGUUAGAAUCAUGGUUGAUCGAACGGGUCCAGAACAGCUUGCUUUACAUGGUACAUGAAUCGGAGACUCCCACAGGGUUGCCUGCAGAGCUCCCGCUAGACACUAAGCAGCUUAUGCCAGCUAUGGAUGCCGCGCGGGGUGUCAAGGAUGAACAUGAAAUUCGCAUGAUCCGCCAGGCUAAUAAAGUCUCUGGGCUUGCGCACCGGAAAAUUCUGGAGAGUAUUACCGAGAUGUCUAAUGAGUCCCAGAUUGAAGGCCUAUUCCUUGAUACUUGCAUCUCACACGGAGCUCGGAAUCAGGCAUAUCAGAUUAUCGCGGCGUCGGGGCCGAACGCGGCGGUUCUACAUUACGCCCGAAAUAAUGAAUCUCUCAGUAAAAAGCCUCUUGUCUGUCUGGAUGCUGGCGCAGAGUGGAACUGCUAUGCCAGCGACGUGACACGAACAUUCCCUCUAUCUAGUCAGUGGCCCAGCAAAUACACUGCGGACAUCUAUCAUCUAGUUGAGCUUAUGCAAGAGGAGUGUAUUAAAAGAAUUCGACGGGGCACUCGCUUCUUAUCUCUGCAUGAUUUGGCUCACGAUAUCGCCAUUGAUGGGCUCCUCGCCUUGGGGGUUUUGAAAGGCGGCUCCCAUUCUGAGAUUCGUGCAUCGGAAUCCUCCAUCAUGGCGCUGCAUCCCGACUUUGAUCACGACCAAUACGGGGCCGUUCUAAAUCCUGCGGUGUGUCUUGCACCCUGCACAAUGUCUGCUCCAUUGUUGGAGGAAGGUAUGGUCGUGACCGUGGAGCCGGGCCUCUACUUUUCAUCUCUGGCUCUCGCGAAUGCUCGCAAGCAACCACUCGCUCGAUACAUUGACUUUGAUGUUGCUGAGAAGUAUGUCCAUAUCGGUGGUGUGCGCAUCGAAGAUGAUAUUUUGGUAACCGCGAAUGGCUAUGAAAACCUCACAACUGCUCCCAAGGGAGAAGAAAUGCUUGCCAUAAUUCAAGCUUCCAUGCAAAGGGUAGAUAUUCAGGGUCAAUAG
Molecule: messenger RNA, 1569 nt
Organism: Penicillium macrosclerotiorum
Lineage: Eukaryota; Fungi; Ascomycota; Eurotiomycetes; Eurotiales; Aspergillaceae
Product: aminopeptidase P family protein
Exons: 3
Coding region: 1-1569 (522 amino acids)
Molecular function (GO): metalloaminopeptidase activity; manganese ion binding
Source: RefSeq, a predicted model, not a curated record